Messenger RNA from Cinara cedri, 195 nucleotides. NCBI's taxonomy places the organism in Eukaryota, Metazoa, Arthropoda, Insecta, Hemiptera, Aphididae. The record is from the annotation of a GenBank genome assembly.
AUGUUGUUAAACAGUAUGAGGAGUUUUAAGGGAGAAUUGGAUGAUUUUCCCUAUCUUGGAUGUAUGCGGGAACAAGAAGUGAAAGGAGGAACCAUGACGUUUGCAGAUAAUAUAGUUUUGAUGGGAGAAAAUUUGGAAAAAGUUAGCAAUAUGCUUGAGGAAUGGAGAGUAACACUUAAAUCAGGACGAGGAUGA